Rhincodon typus (whale shark) is the source of this 2132-nucleotide messenger RNA. RefSeq names its product copine VII (gene cpne7). The record is from RefSeq and is a predicted model, not a curated record. Lineage: Eukaryota; Metazoa; Chordata; Chondrichthyes; Orectolobiformes; Rhincodontidae. Bases 456 to 2132 code for a protein of 558 amino acids. Gene Ontology annotation, biological process: cellular response to calcium ion. The transcript is spliced from 16 exons. Gene Ontology annotation, cellular component: plasma membrane. Gene Ontology annotation, molecular function: calcium-dependent phospholipid binding.
CCCCUCCCCCUUGCCCCCCUCCCUCUCUCCCACCCUCUCCAGAUCAGCCUCGCACUAACUGGCCAGCUUCGAGUGCAGGCGGCCAGCGCUGAAUCCAAGGCUCUCUGCCCAGGUGCAUUUGAUAUCACUUCAGGUUCUGGGGUUGCCUAAAAGGACUACGUACGUUCCAAGUUACUUCAGUUUUUUUCUUGGAUACGGAAGAUGGAAGAAUCACAGUGUUAACAAAGGCUGAAUUGGAGAAUCCAAGAAUGGACAGAGACUGAUUUCACUGAAAUAAUCUUUAAUCUUUAUCUCCAACAUCUCAGUAGCAGUUGCCUUGGUGCCAACAGCCAAUACAAAUUCUCAGUGCUAACUUUGUAUUGUUGGUGCCUUGGUGAAGAGCUCAGUUGGUCUCUUGUUAAGGUUCUCCCAACGCGUCCUUCCUGCUGAUUUCUCAGACAUCUCUUGGUGCAGAGAUGACUGAGCUCACAGGCAGGGUGUCUCCAGGCCCAUUGGGUGUUGUUGCAGCUUCCUGUGUAUCCAAGGUGGAGCUACGUGUUUCCUGUAAAGCUUUGCUGGACAGAGAUACUCUCAAUAAAUCUGACCCAUCUGUGGUACUUAUGAUGCAGUCUCAGGGACAUUGGGUGGAGGUUGACCGGACUGAAGUUAUAAAAAGUAACCUGCAUCCAGUCUUCUCCAAAGUUUUCAAUGUGGAUUAUUAUUUUGAGGAGGUUCAGAAGCUUCGGUUUGAAGUAUAUGAUAUUCAUGGCCACUGCAGUAUUGGUACUCGUGAUGACGACUUUCUGGGUGGUAUGGAGUGCACCCUAGGACAGAUUGUGGCUCAGAAGAAAAUGACAAAACCUUUGUUCUUAAGAUAUGGAAAAUAUGCUGGAAAGUCUACAAUUACAGUUAUUGCAGAAGAAAUAAGUGGAAACAAUGGCUAUGUUGAAUUGGCCUUCUGUGCCAAGAAACUGGAUGAUAAGGAUCUUUUCAGCAAAUCAGAUCCCUUCUUGGAGAUAUACAGGAUUAAUGAUGAUGAGUCUGAGCAACUUGUCUACAGGACAGAGGUUAUCAAGAACAACUUGAAUCCUGUGUGGGAGCCCUUUAAAGUUUCCUUGAGCUCACUCUGUAGUUGUGAUGAAAAGAGACAGCUAAAGUGUUUAGUCUGGGAUUAUGACACUCGUGGAAAACAUGAUUAUAUUGGAGAGUUUUAUACAACUUUUGAGCAAAUGCGGAAAGCAAUGGGAGAAAACAAGAUCCAUUGGGACUGUGUUAAUCCAAAAUAUAAGGCAAAAAAGAAGCACUAUAAGAACUCUGGAACUGUAAUACUGAAAGAUUGUAAGUUGCACAGGAUCUAUUCCUUUUUAGACUACAUAAUGGGCGGAUGUCAGAUUCACUUUACGGUAGCCAUUGACUUCACAGCUUCGAAUGGAGACCCACGAAACAGCUGUUCCUUGCAUUACAUCAAUCCCUACCAGCCCAAUGAGUAUCUGAAAGCACUAAUCUCUGUUGGUGAAAUCUGUCAAGACUACGACAGUGACAAGAAGUUUUCUGCCUUAGGAUUUGGAGCAAGAAUUCCUCCCAACUAUGUGGUUUCUCAUAAUUUUGCAAUUAAUUUCAAUUCGGAAAAUGACGAAUGUGAAGGAAUACAGGGAGUUGUUGAAUCAUAUCAGACCUGUCUACCCAAAAUUCAGCUCUAUGGUCCAACCAAUGUGUCACCUAUUAUAGGGAAAGUGGCUAAAGUGGCUGCUGAGGAGGAGAAGACAAAAGAAGCAUCUCAAUACUUUAUCCUGCUGAUUCUAACAGAUGGUGUUGUCACUGACAUGGCAGAUACAAGGGAAGCAAUAGUCCGAGCAUCAUACCUGCCAAUGUCCAUCAUCAUUGUUGGUGUUGGCAAUGCGGAUUUUACAGAUAUGCAGAUUCUGGAUGGUGAUGAUGGGGUUUUACGAUCUCCAAAGGGGGAACCUGUGUUACGAGAUAUUGUUCAGUUUGUCCCCUUCCGUGAAUUUAAAAAUGCCUCUCCGGCAGCUUUGGCUAAAUGUGUCUUAGCAGAAGUUCCAAAGCAAGUUGUGGAAUAUUACAGUUACAAGGCUAUUGCCCCAAAAUGCCCAACUCUGGACUCCCCUGAGUCAGCGUGCACAACACCCGAAUAA